GUGUGUGUGUGUGUGUGUGUGUCAGACGGCUGGGAGCUGAUGGAGCGCUCUGAUGGAGACGAGUGUGUGCUGCCCGACACAGACUUCACGAUCGACGAGCAGCGCUCUCACACCAGCGGGAUGGAUCUGAUGGAUCGCCUCGUGUUCCUGGAGCAGCGCGUCCAGAUGCAGGACGAUGAGAUCCAGCUGCUGAGGAUAACCAUGACUGAUGUGCUGAAGAGACUCGACAUCUCAGAGGAGCUCAGGAGAACACCUGGUAAAGCAGCUCGUCCUGCUUCUCUGUGUCUGGCUCCUAAAGCCAUCAGCUCUUCUUCCUCAUCUCUGAGGAAGAGCUCCAGCUCCACGCUGCCCUCUCCAUCCUCCUCCAGGAACUACAGCCCAGCACCCGGCGCAAAGAGGGCUCCUGGUUCAAACACUAAAGACACUCAGAGCACUAAAGCAAAGACGAGCUCCUGCAGGAAACCACUGGAGAUCAAACCAAAGGAAACAAGUGCAGCAAAAACAGGCUCCAGACGAGUCACUCACUGUAAAGAUCUCUCUGACGCCGCGGUCAGGAAGGACUGGGUCAGCUGAGCCGGAGCCGGAGGUGUCCGUGUCGCUGAGGUCCACUGUGUGUCCGUCCACAGGAUCUGCAG
Molecule: messenger RNA, 635 nt
Organism: Carassius carassius (crucian carp)
Lineage: Eukaryota; Metazoa; Chordata; Actinopteri; Cypriniformes; Cyprinidae
Product: echinoderm microtubule-associated protein-like 1
Exons: 7
Coding region: 40-573 (177 amino acids)
Source: RefSeq, a predicted model, not a curated record